AUGAGUAUGCUAGAUGCAACCAGAGCAGAACUUGCUCUUGUGGUCUUGUAUCUGAACAAAACUGAGGCCAGGGAUAAGAUAUGCAGAGCCAUACAAUUUGCUUCAAAAUUCUUGAGCAAUGGAGAGCCUGGUACAGCUCAAAAUAUUGACAAAUCAACUGGCUUGGCACGUAAAGUUUUUCGUUUAAGAAACCAAUUUCUUUCUGAUGUUUUAUUGGGUUGGGCCAUCAUUUGCUUUAAUAGGUAUUAUGGGGUUUCUCUAUGCUGCUUUUGCUUUUCAGGCUGGAAUCUGAUAUUGAGCGUGUAUUUCUGCAGUCUUAUUUAUCUUGGCUAUCUUUUAAUCAAACUUCUAUUGGACUUGCAGUUUGUGAAUGAUUUGCAUGUUUUAAUUAGUCCAACUCCCCAGGGAACUCUUCUUCCAAUUGUUUUACUUGGAAAGUCCAAGAAUGCAUUACUAUCUUUCUUGUUUCUCGAUCAAAUUGUCUGGUUUGGGAGAACAGGCAUCUAUAAGGACAAGGAGCAGCGGGCAGAGCGAAUCGGCAGGAUCGCUUUUUUCUGUUAUAUGGGUUCCUCAGUUUGUACCACCUUGGUUGAGCUUGCAGAACUUGGAAGGCUGUCUGCAUCAAUGAAGAAGUUGGAAAAGGAUCUUAAUAACACUGAUAAGUACCAGAUUGAAUAAUACUGUCUCAGGCUCAAGCAGUCAAAUGAUAGGUCAUUAAAUCUGAUAAAAGCAGAUAUGGAUAUAGUGGUUGCAGUUGGGAUACUUCAACUGGCACCUAAGAAAGUCACUCCUCAUGUAACGGGAGGCUUCGGAUUUGUCAGCGCACUCAUCUCUUGUUAUCAGUUGCUCCUGGCUGCACCGAAGUCGAAGGCAUCCUGAAGAAGGAAAUACAGUAUGGCUCAACAUUCAUUUGUACCAUGAAAAUAAUAUUCCAGGUUGAUAAGGACGUAUUUUUUGCUGGCAUACUCUUCUGUGCGGGUGGUUUCACCUACUAGACAUCUGUUUGUGAUUCAUUCCUCUGUUUCACAUGGUAAAUAAUAUUUGUUGCAGCGUUUGUUGAUUUGAUAGUCGUAAGAUGCACAAAUAUUAGAUGCAUGUGCCUAUAAAAAUAUGUUCACUGCAAUACUGUAUGUCUGUAUCCAAAAUAUGCAUGCAUAUUACAUCUCCCUUUCAAUGUAAUGCCUGCGUGGUGGGGAACUUAUGUAUUUGUGGGGAAAAUAUUGGGUCUUGGUAUGCAGACUAUUCUACAGGUCUAGGGUGCCAUACCA
Molecule: messenger RNA, 1268 nt
Organism: Telopea speciosissima
Lineage: Eukaryota; Viridiplantae; Streptophyta; Magnoliopsida; Proteales; Proteaceae
Product: peroxisomal membrane protein 11C
Biological process (GO): peroxisome fission; regulation of peroxisome size
Cellular component (GO): peroxisomal membrane
Source: RefSeq, a predicted model, not a curated record